This is a messenger RNA of Neurospora tetrasperma FGSC 2508, 579 nucleotides long. RefSeq lists its product as uncharacterized. NCBI's taxonomy places the organism in Eukaryota, Fungi, Ascomycota, Sordariomycetes, Sordariales, Sordariaceae. Gene Ontology annotation, molecular function: DNA-binding transcription factor activity, RNA polymerase II-specific; sequence-specific DNA binding. Bases 1 to 579 code for a protein of 192 amino acids. Gene Ontology annotation, biological process: regulation of transcription by RNA polymerase II. Gene Ontology annotation, cellular component: nucleus. The transcript has 2 exons. The record is from RefSeq and is a predicted model, not a curated record.
AUGGACUUCUUUGAUCAUCUUCAAGGAUUUUGCCCAGUUCAUUUUCUUGUCAAUGCCAAUGACAUGACCUUCUCUAACAACAAGGUUGAUCAAGCUCAAUGGGGCUGUCCUUGCCCAGAGUACUCCGGCUAUGGUAAUGGCGCCCUCAACAACGCUGGCGGUUUGGUCCUCGCUGGGCCUUCCGCUGAAAACAACAUGGUUGUUGCUGAACAUUGCCUCGUCCAAGCUCCCGGGGUCAUUCCCGCCAACCUCCACUACCCAGAUCGUAACGAGUCCUUGGGUUCAGCCUCUGACGAGCCAGCCGCAUCCCAAGCUCACAACUCCAAGCUCUUCACCUGCGACCACUGUGGAUCCAUCUCCGCGAAGACGUCGCGAGACUUCAAGCGCCACUUGCAGACUGAAAAACAUCGCAAGAAUGCCAGCAGAAGCGGUCCAGGAGAGUUUCAGGUGGAGUGGUCACCGAACCGUGGCACUGAAUUUCGCUGCCCAGUCCCACCCUGCAACAAGACAUUCCCGCGCAAGGAUAACCUGUGGAGGCACAUUGCUAAGAUGCAUAGGAUCUCGGAUGAAGAUGAGUGA